AUGGCGCCUCCUCAUUAUUUCGCUCCUGAAGCGUUCACAGCUCAGAUCGAGCGGCUGGGCAGACUGCCCGAGUUUUUCCAAACCCUCCCCCUCCGCCGCCGUCUUGCAUUGACGGUUCCUCUUCCUCUCCCUCUCCCUCCUCGAGCCAGACAAGGGCUCGACGACGACAACAUGUCGACCUCCUCCUCCAUCCCUUCUCCUCCUACCAGCACGCCAGUGCUGCUGGCGGAGGCGCUGGCGCGGGCGCAGGCGCAGCUGCCACCACCACCACCACAGCAGCCACUGACGGCACCACCACCGGCGUCAUGGCCACCAGGGCUCGCUCGUACUUACGAGCAAGAUCCGAACGCCUACGGGCGACAGACGCCGGUGGUGUUUCACGUGGAGAACGUGUUGAGGCACCUGGUGUCUCUGUACUUCGAUCGGCAGCGGGGGGUCAUGACGAUCGAAUUUUACGCCGCCGUGGCCCCGGGACAGCCGGACCCGGCAACCAGCGGUAUCAUCCGCAUGAUCGAUCUCUGGCCGCCCGCUGCUGGCGUUGGCCCUGUGCGUCACAUUGACGCGAUAAUCCCUGACACAUUCAAGCAGAAGACGUACCCAAAGGACGGCAACGUCCGGGCUACGCUACGGGUGUUCAAGCAGGCGAAUGGGGCUCCUGUCACCGGAGUCAACGACGUCCUUCCGCAGAUGAAGGUCGAAGUCAGCAUGCUCAACGGCGCCAGGGACAAGGCCAUCCGCGAUCGUGAGCAGAAGGUCGCCGACCGGUUGGUCACAGCGAGGGCACAGGCCCAGCCUGGUCUUGCUGUUGCCCUUCCGGCUCCGGUUCCGCCGGCGAUGCCAGUGGCCUCGCUAUAUGCGAGGAGGUUAGAUGUGGAUGACCUGAGCUCACGCCUGCAGCGUGUGAUUGCCGAUGGCGCGACCGCUGCAGCAGGCCCUGCCCCGGCGCCAGCCCCAGGUCCGAUGACUGGGGACAAGAGAAAGCGAGCUGACUGA
Molecule: messenger RNA, 993 nt
Organism: Capronia coronata CBS 617.96
Lineage: Eukaryota; Fungi; Ascomycota; Eurotiomycetes; Chaetothyriales; Herpotrichiellaceae
Exons: 1
Coding region: 1-993 (330 amino acids)
Source: RefSeq, a predicted model, not a curated record